Adineta ricciae is the source of this 567-nucleotide messenger RNA. The record is from the annotation of a GenBank genome assembly. NCBI's taxonomy places the organism in Eukaryota, Metazoa, Rotifera, Eurotatoria, Adinetida, Adinetidae.
AUGUCGUCUUCAGCAUUUAAACAGUUCUUAGUACACGAAGGACGCGGAAGGAAUACACCGUGCGUUGUUGCGAUCAUUACAAUAACAUGUGGACUAUCUGUGUUAACUUUCAUCUUUGGAUUUCACGAAUUAUGGCAAUUGAAUGAAGUUAUCGAAGCGCAAUGUCAAGUCAAUUCUUCAGAUGUGGGAUUUUCUGGCGGAAGUCUAUGGAGAGCGUUUUGGAAAGUACAAAUUUUAAAUGAUCAGAACAAACAAAUAGAAGAACGUGAAGUUACGAUUAAAUCGUACAGUUCAUACUUCACUGAAUCAGGAGCACGCGAUGCUGCUCAAAAGAGAAAAGCCAAUGAAAUUUAUCCGUGCUAUAAAUAUCGAGAUCAUCCGCUGGGAUCCAUGUGGUCUUGGCGUUGGAAGAAACCAUCGAAAUUGAAAGCAUUUCUUAUCCUAUCUAGUGGCCUAGUUUUGCUGAUCUCGGGGUGUGUAUUGUACAUACUUCGAAGAGUUUACAAAGCACAAGCGACAGGACAAACAGAAAUAGGAAUAACAGAGCGUCUUGAUGUAGAAACGUGA